GAAUGCCCGUAGCGGAGCUGCGGCCGUGGCCUCGACCAUGACCCGGCUGAUGUUGGGCCGGACCCUGGAGCGGAUCUGCAAGGGCGUGCUGCUCCUGUGUCUGGUGCACUUCCUCAUCAUGAUGAUCCUCUACUUCGACGUCUACAGCCAGCGCUUCGACAUCUUCAGCCGAUUCAACAACGGCCGCGGCGGCGCCAACGCGUCGCGAGGCGGGGGCCCCGGCGGCCACCACUACUACUACUACAACUCGUCCCGGCCCAACGCCACCUUCGCCAACUUCCUGGCCACCGCCGACCAGCUGCUGGCCAGCGGCAGGCCCGAGGCCAACCACACGCCGCCCACGCCCAAGCCCGUACCGCCCUGCCCGGAGGUGCCCCCUGGCCUGGUUGGUCGCCUCCUUAUCGAGUUCAGCUCCAUGAUGACGUUUGAGCGUGUGCAGAGGGAGAACCCCAACGUGACGGAGGGGGGCAAGUACUCGCCGCAGGACUGUCGUCCGAAGCAGAAGGUGGCCAUCAUCAUCCCCUUCCGCCACCGCGAGCACCACCUCAAGUACUGGCUGCACUACCUGCACCCCAUCCUGCGCCGCCAGAAGAUAGACUACGGCAUCUACAUCAUCAACCAGUUGGGUGAGGACACCUUUAACCGGGCCAAGCUGCUGAAUGUGGGCUACACGGAGGCCCUGAAGGAUGCUGAGUACGACUGCUUCAUCUUCAGCGAUGUGGACCUCAUCCCCAUGGACGACCGCAACCUCUACCACUGCUACGACCAACCACGCCACUUUGCCAUCGCCAUGGACAAGUUCGGAUUCAGGCUACCAUACGCCGGCUAUUUUGGUGGCGUCUCCGGCCUUAGCAAAAAGCAGUUCCUCAAAAUCAACGGCUUUCCCAACGAGUACUGGGGAUGGGGCGGCGAGGACGAUGACAUCUACAACAGGAUCACACUGAACGGAAUGAAGGUGUCUCGGCCGGACGUGAAGAUCGGCCGUUACCGGAUGAUCAAGCACGAGAGAGACAAGCACAACGAGCCCAACCCUCAGAGGUUCAACCGAAUCCAGAACACGAAGAACACCAUGAGGAAGGACGGCAUCAGCUCCCUGGUGUACCGCGUGGUCUCCUUCAAGAAGUACCCGCUCUACACCAACAUCUCCGUGGAGAUCGGCAAAGCCCCACCCAGAAUCAUCAGAGGCUAGCUGCUCUUCCGGAAGGGCUGUGUGGCUGGCACAGAUGGGUCCACUUGCACACAUGUUAACACACACAAACACGUUAACACACACAAACACGCAUAGACACACAUCCAUGUGCAUACAUGCACAUAACACAAAUACACAGAGAAACAAAUACACACACUCACACAAACAGACAGAGAAAAACUUUAGAAAACAUCUUCUACAAUCUCCCUCGGUCACACCCGAGAGAACACCGGGAGUUCACAUCCAUUGAAGUGACUCUUGUAAGACAUCCAAAAUAAUGGGAAGCCAUGGACCUGGACAUCGAGUGGCUUACCUCUCAGGAAAUCACCAAGCUUUCCACUUGGGCAGAGGGUCCACAUACACUACACACAGAUGCGUGCAGAAAAUGCUCAUGCAUACAGACACACACAUGAGCACUUGCACGUGUGCGUACACUCCGACACACAAACACCAACACAAACAAACCUACACAUCACACACACACACACACACGCACAU
Engraulis encrasicolus (European anchovy) is the source of this 1687-nucleotide messenger RNA. It is a transcript of the gene b4galt2, whose product is annotated as UDP-Gal:betaGlcNAc beta 1,4- galactosyltransferase, polypeptide 2. Gene Ontology annotation, biological process: carbohydrate metabolic process. Gene Ontology annotation, cellular component: Golgi apparatus. The record is from RefSeq and is a predicted model, not a curated record. The transcript is spliced from 6 exons. Gene Ontology annotation, molecular function: galactosyltransferase activity. Bases 38 to 1189 code for a protein of 383 amino acids. NCBI's taxonomy places the organism in Eukaryota, Metazoa, Chordata, Actinopteri, Clupeiformes, Engraulidae.